This is a messenger RNA of Sciurus carolinensis (gray squirrel), 1762 nucleotides long. RefSeq names its product antigen-presenting glycoprotein CD1d-like. Gene Ontology annotation, biological process: antigen processing and presentation, exogenous lipid antigen via MHC class Ib; positive regulation of T cell mediated cytotoxicity; immune response. Gene Ontology annotation, molecular function: exogenous lipid antigen binding; lipopeptide binding; endogenous lipid antigen binding. Lineage: Eukaryota; Metazoa; Chordata; Mammalia; Rodentia; Sciuridae. The transcript is spliced from 6 exons. The record is from RefSeq and is a predicted model, not a curated record. The coding region runs from base 124 to 1167 and encodes 347 amino acids. Gene Ontology annotation, cellular component: external side of plasma membrane.
CCAAAUUCAGGGCAGCAGGAGUCGGGCAGCUGUCUGCACCAGACCUGGGACUUGGGUGGCAACCCCGCCCGAGCAGAGCGAGAGGAGGCUGCUGGGGGCGGGGCGCGGAGGGGGCGCCUUGGGAUGGGCGGAGCCCACAGGAUUCCCACACUCGGCGACAUGGGGCUCGUCCUGUUCCUGCUGUCGUGGGUGCUCCCGCAGGUUUGGGGAAGUUCUGAGGUUCUGGGAAGGAGUUUCCUCUUCCGCUGCCUCCAGAUCUCAUCCUUCGCUAAUAGCAGCUGGUGGCGCACAGAUGGCUUGGCGUGGUUGGGGGAGCUGCAGACGCACAGAUGGAGCAAUGCGUCGGACAAGAUCGACUCUUUGAAGCCCUGGGCCCUGGGCACCUUCAGCAGCCAGCAGUAUGACCAACUGCAAUCUAUAUUUCGGGGUUAUCGAAGCAGCUUCACCAGGGACAUACAGGAAUUCGCCAAAAUGCUGUCUUUAGAGUAUCCCAUUGAGCUUCAGUUGUCUGCAGGCUGUGAGGUGCACCCUGGGAACAUCUCAGAGAACUUUGUGUAUGCAGCAUAUCAAGGAAAAUAUAUCCUGAGUUUCCAAGGUUCUGCUUGGGAGCCUGCCCCACAUGCCCCACAUUUGGUAGAAUCCGUGGUGAAAGUACUCAACCAGGACCGGGGGACAUCUGAAAUGCUACAGAGGCUCCUCAGAGACACCUGUCCACAAUUAGUCAAUGGCAUCCUAGAGAAAGGGAAGUCGGAACUGGAGAAACAAGUGAAGCCCGAGGCCUGGCUGUCCAGGGGCCCCAGUCCUGGACCUGACCGUCUGCUGCUGGUGUGCCAUGUGUCUGGAUUCUACCCACAGCCAGUGCGGGUGAUGUGGAUGCGGGAUGAGCAGGAGCAGCAGGGCACUCAGAGAGGUGACAUCCUGCCCAACGCUGAUGAGACGUGGUAUCUCAGAGCAACCCUGGAUGUGGCAGCUGGAGAGGCGGCUGGCCUGGCCUGCAGAGUGAAGCACAGCAGCCUAGGAGGGCAGGACCUUGUCCUCUACUGGGAUGGGAGCCACACCUCUGUGGGCCUGACCAUCCUACUGACAUGCCUGGCGUUUCUCUUUAUGCUCAUUCUAGGCUUAACCUUGUGGAUGAGGAGACACCGCCUCUAUGAAGACAUCCUGUGAGUCUUCUGGCCAUCUGCCUGUCUAGAGCCCAAGAGUCAAGUUCCCAAGACUGCAGUUCUUGCCUGCUUAGCAAAGGAGGAUGAAUGGAGAGUUAACCUGGAGAUGUCAAAAAGUAAUCAUCAAUCCUGUGAACACUUACCUAAAAGAGUUUGAGUCUUUUCUCUUGCAUUAAAAGUUUUUAAGCCCAAGUGAUUCUGUACAAAGAGGAGUGCAAACUCCUAUGCUUUCCUGCUGGCAGUGAGCAGGUAUGGGCCUGGUGGAAGUGCGUGUGUUGGUCAUUGGGUGGUAGGCUGUGUCCUGAGCUGGAAAAUCCAUGUCCUGUGCAAAGCUGCAGUGGCCUGCUGUCACAUAUAAAGUCAAACUCUGGCUUGACUAUAACCUGUGUUUCUCAAGAAAACUGGAAAUCUGGAAUUUUAUGUGACAUGUGAUUUAAAAAGUUUACCUGUCCUCUUUUUUUUUUUCCUUCAAUGCUUGUGAUUGAACCCAGAGCCUUGUGUUGUGAGGCAAGCUCUCUACCAACUGACUAUAUCCCCAGUCCUUAACUUGUCUUUUUACAAAAUAUUCUGUGUGAUAAAUAAACGCUGCUUAUGAAUCA